Molecule: messenger RNA, 831 nt
Organism: Coccidioides posadasii C735 delta SOWgp
Lineage: Eukaryota; Fungi; Ascomycota; Eurotiomycetes; Onygenales; Onygenaceae
Biological process (GO): Golgi vesicle transport; endocytic recycling; Golgi organization
Cellular component (GO): GARP complex; membrane; EARP complex
Source: RefSeq, a predicted model, not a curated record
AUGUCGUCUCCCAGGCCCUCUAUUACUUCCGCCCGCACGCCCACACCUACAGGCUCCCGAAGACCCUCUGUCGACAGCUUAGCCGUGAGCAUCGCAUCUACUCCCACCCACCGAGCCCCAUCUCCAUCCAUCGCACAUCGCCGUAAUAGAGCCGCACUGCGAGAUUACUAUAACCUGAGAUCAAAUCGCACCGAGCCAUCGGUUUCAAUUCAGCCAAGUGCGCGCAGCGCCCCUCGUGCUCAAGAUAGCCUUGCGCCGCAACAGGCUACCCCAAUUACCAACACUGAGCUUGACAACCCAAGUUUUGACCCGUCAGCCUAUGUUUCACACCUUUUAUCCACAUCCUCUCUUUCAACAAUUUUACGCGCUGAAAAUUCACUUGUCAGCGAUAUUAGAACUCUUGACGGUGAACGCAAAGCUUUGGUAUAUGACAACUACUCGAAGUUAAUAAAAGCAGUGGAAACCAUUGGCAAGAUGAGAACCACUUUAGAAGAAGAAGGUGCCCCAAUGAUUAUGACGAAGACCCUUGGGCCAGCGAUAGGAUUUGUUGCUGAGAUAGCUGGCACCCUGAUCAAGGAGCAGGAAGAGAUGAACAACAGAGGCAAUGACGAGGUUAGGCAAUUAAAAGACAGGAAAAGCCCAGAUAAACAAACUGUGAGAUGGGUAUUGGAUACACCAAGGCGUCUCCGAGUCUUAUUAGAAGAGGAUAAAACCGACGAUGCAGAGAGAGACUGGGAGGAGAUAAAGCAGCUGCUAGCCAAGUGGGAACGUGUGAAAGGCGUUGAAGAGUUGAAGCGAGAAUGCGAAGCCAUUUUAAAACAGGAGAGGUAG